Molecule: messenger RNA, 522 nt
Organism: Papilio polytes (common Mormon)
Lineage: Eukaryota; Metazoa; Arthropoda; Insecta; Lepidoptera; Papilionidae
Product: homeobox protein Nkx-6.1-like
Exons: 3
Coding region: 1-522 (173 amino acids)
Biological process (GO): regulation of transcription by RNA polymerase II; cell differentiation
Cellular component (GO): nucleus
Molecular function (GO): DNA-binding transcription factor activity, RNA polymerase II-specific; RNA polymerase II cis-regulatory region sequence-specific DNA binding
Source: RefSeq, a predicted model, not a curated record
AUGUGUGCCAGGGAAGUAGACUACCGGGGUGGGGCGAGGGGUAGACAGGUGGAGGGAUCAGAUUAUGCAGAAGCUUGUAAUGAGAUAAUGAGCAACGGCGCGCUGAGCGCGUGCGCGGCGCAGGGCGGACUUGACAAGGAUGGCAAGAAGAAGCACACACGACCCACCUUCAGUGGGCAGCAGAUCUUCGCGCUGGAGAAGACCUUUGAACAGACCAAGUACCUGGCCGGACCAGAGCGCGCGAAGCUAGCAUACGCGCUCGGCAUGACUGAGUCACAGGUUAAGGUACAUCAUUCAUUAAUCCAAGAACUCCAAAGACAAAAGAAUAACCUUCAGACUGAACUCACUGACGCCCAAAGAAGACUAGAUGCGUUGGAAAAAUCUUCACGAAGUCUUAAUGUCGAGAUCCAAUUAGUUCCAGAUAAUCGCAACGAGAACAUCCUCUCCACUGUAAAGCAAAUUAUCUCUGUUAUACAAGCUCCUGUUGACGAAGUGUUAAUGGUGGACUGUAUAUUUAAAUGA